UUUCAGCCUCUGGCAAGAAGAUCGUCACUAACAGAUGGAACGAAUAGAACGACCUUUAGUUGGCGACUCCCAAGGACGAUACAGGAUCCACAUAGUGGGAUUUUUGUGGCACAGGAAGGGCGAGAACAGACGUCUCUUCCACAAUUCUUUACCAAUCGAACUUUCACUGAACAGAGCACGCUUGCGAAAAUGCUAUCCCAGCUCCUUGGCAUCCCUUACGUCUCGCUCGACAGCCUAUUCUGGCGGCUAGAUUGGGAACAGACCCCCGAUGCAGAAUUCCAAGCUCUAGUGAGCCAAACUAUGAAUGAUAAUUCCAAAGGAUGUAUCAUCGACGGUAACUACCAACGACAUAUCGGAAGGCAUGAAAUGCGAGAUACCAUGGCCGGUGCGCCAGCUAAUACUCAGACCCUUCUCAUCUACCACCCGCUCGUCCGAGUGGACGACUCAACUUUUCAUAUACAGACAUCUCUGGAGCAGAGCAAGUGGAUGUAGCCUUUUCCUUCGAGCUGCGUGGUUGACGGCCAACUGUUUUGAAUGAGAAGAAUUUUAAACAGGUGGAUGGUUCAAAAUUCAUGUAGGCUACUACAAGCCUAGCCAUUAUUUCAUUCCCUUCGUUGUGCAUUUGACAUAUAAAUUCCGC
Messenger RNA from Guyanagaster necrorhizus, 640 nucleotides. RefSeq lists its product as uncharacterized. Lineage: Eukaryota; Fungi; Basidiomycota; Agaricomycetes; Agaricales; Physalacriaceae. The record is from RefSeq and is a predicted model, not a curated record. The transcript has 2 exons. The coding region runs from base 190 to 492 and encodes 100 amino acids.